CGAGCAUGUUUUGGUGUUUAAACUUUAACUUCUUCUGAAGGGUGGGUAUUCGGUAAAUCUUGAAAUUUCAUCAAAGGUUCAGCAAAUUUCUAUACGCUUCCUCUACAAUCCGCAUGUCAGUUAUAUUUUCACAGUAUAAGUUGAAGGUUGUUUGCGUAGCUGAUGCAGAAGCGGCAGUUUUGAAAAGUGAAUUUCAAGUAUGGUUGUUUGUGUGUUGACUGUCGUUUUAUACGUAUAUCAAGUUUGGUGGGCACUUAUGUUCACUGUUAUUUUUUAUUGCUUCAUGCACUGUGUCUUAUCGUUAUUUAUUUGGUUUUAGAUAGUCGGUGAAGUACGUGAUACUAUAGUAUCACGUGAUAUAUCACCUGUACAAUCUUGUCAGGAAAUCCACAGUGUUGUUCCCAUUUGUUAGUUUCCAGGGUUCAAAACAGUUUUGUGAUCACCCUUUUGGUACAGUCUUGGAGGCAAACGUAUUUUACAGUGAUAGGUGGAAUUGCCCGCCUUAUUACGUCAGUGCAUUCAAUACUUCUUAGUUAUGGAAUGAUAUUAAUACCCAUCGGUGAUUUUCACUAUCCAAGAAGAAUUGAACUUCCCAUUUCACUCCCUAGAUGUGAUGUUAAAUGGCACGUGGAAAAGGUCGAUUUAUCGAAAGGUGACAUUUACUGGACAAUGCACUAACUUCAACAGUUAGUUACCUCUAGGUACUGAUCUUGGUCACUACCUAAUAUUAUUUCCCUAACAUUCAAUUGUUGGGACAAAUAUCAAAUUUUGGUAAAUAUCACUGGCACUUACAGAAAUGGAUACACCUUUUGUACUGUUCGUAAUUUUUGGAUAUCCAGUGUCCUUGUUUUCCGGUGUAUUUAUAUUCUUAUGGUGUACUUACCUUUGGGAAACGUAUUUAAGUAUUCGCCAGAGAAGAAAAAUUAUCAACUCAACAAAUGUUCCAAGUGAACUGUCAAGUGUUAUGGACAAUGAAAGUUUUCAAAAGUCACGUCUAUAUGCUAUUGAUCGAUCAAACUUCUCUCUAGUUAGUGGUGUUUAUCAUAUUCUUGAAUUGUCAGCAGUCUUAUACUUUUCAUUUCUGCCAUGGUUGUGGUAUACUGCUGUCAAGCAUUCGACCAUUUUAAAUGCUUAUGUUAUUAAGAAAUUCGGUAUAAAUAUGGGUCUUGGAGUAGACAGUGAGAUUAAGUGUUCCAUCAUGUUCUUCUUGUAUACAGCUCUGAUCAUAUUUGUAGAUUCAUUCCCAUGGACAACUUAUAGCACCUUUGUAAUUGAAGCACGUCAUGGUUUUAACAAACAAUCGUUUGGUUUCUUUAUCAAGGAUCAAAUUAAAGCGUUGUGCAUUUCAAUGCUUAUCGGUAUCCCGGUCUUGUCUUGCCUAAUAUGGAUAAUCAAAGCUGGUGGACGCUAUUUCUACAUAUACGCCUUUGUAUUCACCGUUCUAGUUACUGUCUUCUUAAUGUUUGUGUAUCCAGAAUACAUUGCACCACUGUUCGAUCAUUAUGAACCACUACCGGAGGGAUCUUUAAAAACGAAAAUAGAAGCAUUAGCAGCAUCUAUUAAGUUUCCAUUGAAAAAACUUCUAGUUGUUGAAGGCUCAAAACGUUCAGCGCAUAGUAAUGCCUAUUUCUAUGGAUUUGGUAAAAAUAAAAGAAUUGUUAUUUUUGAUACACUUAUUCGUGGUUUUGAAUUUCCUAGUAAAAGUGAAGAUACAACUACAACAACAGCGGCAACUACACAGGAGACUAAAAAAGAAUCUGAUCAGCGUGGUUGUUCAGUUGACGAAGAAAUCUUAUCAGUUAUCGCGCAUGAGCUAGGCCAUUGGAAGUUGAAUCAUACAAUUUAUAAUCUAUUUAUUGGAAAAGCAAAUCUACUCAUGAUGUUUGUUAUCUUCGGUCUUUUAAUGGAUAUGAAUGAAUUAUUCACUUCAUUCGGUUUCAAAGAUAAUGAUACACCGAUUAUGCUAAGGUUGAUUAUUAUCUUUCAGUUUAUAUUCUCUCCGUAUAAUACAGUCAUGGAUUUUAUGAUGACAGUUUUAUCUAGAAAAUUUGAAUUUCAAGCAGAUGCUUUUGCUGUGAAAUUGGGUUAUGGACAACAUUUAAAAUCUGCUUUAAUUAUCCUGUUAAAAGAUAAUUUAUCCUUUCCUGUAUGUGAUUGGUUGUAUUCAACGUUCAAUCAUUCACACCCACCAUUACUUGAACGUCUCAGUGCAAUUGAUGCCUACAAAUCUGACUGAAAUAAAGGAAAAUAACAAACAAAAAAAAUAGUGUUCAGUCUGAAAGCCUGUUUAUUUUACUUGAUAUCCCCGGUGGGAAUUGUAUACGCUUUGGUCGUCUGUGUUGUGUAUUUCCACAAAUGUUGUCCAGUGUAUAUCUCUGUGCAUAAGAUGUGUCUUUUUUCUGCAUUAAAUAAACUGCUCUUGAAGUUAUGCUGA
This is a messenger RNA of Trichobilharzia regenti, 2434 nucleotides long. The record is from the annotation of a GenBank genome assembly. Lineage: Eukaryota; Metazoa; Platyhelminthes; Trematoda; Strigeidida; Schistosomatidae.